Dermacentor silvarum is the source of this 1144-nucleotide messenger RNA. RefSeq names its product THAP domain-containing protein 11-like. Gene Ontology annotation, molecular function: sequence-specific DNA binding. The transcript is spliced from 4 exons. Lineage: Eukaryota; Metazoa; Arthropoda; Arachnida; Ixodida; Ixodidae. The coding region runs from base 23 to 1144 and encodes 373 amino acids. The record is from RefSeq and is a predicted model, not a curated record.
GGUCCUCUGCGCAUGCGUGGCGAUGGCCGCGCACAGUACGACGGGAAGGACGCGAGCGCCAUGUUUUUUUGAGGCUCGCCUGCUCGCCGCUCCGCUGUCGAGCUUUCUUGUCAUGCCGCAGAGGUGCGCCGCUGUGGGGUGCACAAAUGCCAGCAACAAGCUUCCGAAGGUCAGGUUUUUUUGCUUCCCUGCAGCUUCUUUACACGCAGCGAAAAGAAAAAAGUGGGUCCAGGCGAUGCGCCGAAUAAAUGUCGACGGAUCGACGUGGAAGCCUACAGCUAACUCGCGCGUUUGCAGCGAGCAUUUCAUAUCAGGAGAACCAUCUAGGUUUCCGGACCACCCCGACAACGUCCCGUCCAUAUUUAAGCACAAGCCUGCGAGCCGCCGAGAUGCUGUUGUGCGUUUUGAAAGGUCGGCCAACAGACGAAGUACUCCGAGCCAGUCUUUCAAACGUUCUCAGCUUCCAAAUACAAAGCCAGCAACCACACAGAGCAGCCAGCUUUCAGGAAGUAACACAUCAAUGGUGCCAGCUGUCCCGGACGAUCCACCACACCACAGCGAUGGCAGCCCAGUGCUGGAACCCGAGGCAGCACAUCAACUUCCAAAGACUCCUGUAUUACACAUUCAUUUUGACUCUGGGGAAAAUGCAGAAACCCAGGCUAGUGAAGCACCUGAGCAUUCUACAGCCAAUCUUGAAAGUGGUGCUGCCAUGCAUGAUGCAUGCCAGCCCGACAAUGUGUCUAGCCUUAGAAUAGCUGAACUUGAAGCCCGUUUAGCUAGUGCAGAACAAUAUAACCUGACACUAGAGUCGCAUUUAAAAGCAGCACAGCAGCACACUGACACCUGGAUAAUGAGCUACUAUGAGCUGAAAGAAACAACACUGUGUCUCUCUAACACGAAGACAGAACAAGACAUGCUGUAUUACACAAGCCUACCGUCCAUGGAUGUGUUUAAUAACCUCCUUUACCUAGUCGUACAUCAAAAUCGACACCUUAAAAAGCAUGAAGAGAUAAAAGCGCACAACACCAAAGAGCAGUUGUUUAUGGUGUUGCCCGCGGCUAGUAGACGCACCGAAAUGGGCUUCAAUGACACGCUCACACACGCGCGGCACAUGGGUCAGGUCGGCAGUCCACGAGCCGCCUGA